AAAAAAUAUUAUAAAAAAAAUAUAAAUGAGUAAAAUAUUAAAUAUGUUAUCGCCUGUAAUGGCACUUAUUCCUGAAGUAGAAAAUCCUAUAACUAAGAUUGUUCCAUUUAGAAGUAGAGCCAUGUGGACUAUUAUAGUAAUAUUAAUAUAUUUGGUAGCUUGCUAAAUUCCUUUAUAUGGAGUUGUAUCUAACUCCUCAUCAGAUCCUUUUUACUGGUUAAGAGUAAUUCUAGCUUCAAACAGAGGAACAAUUAUGGAAUUAGGAAUUUCUCCUAUAGUAACUGCUGGUAUGGUUAUGUAAUUAAUUGUAGGAGCUAAAAUAAUAGAAAUUGACUAGAAUGUUAAAUCUGAAAAAGCUUUAUUUGAAGGAGCUUAAAAACUUUUGGGUCUUAUUAUUGGAUUCUGUGAAGCAGCAGCUUAUGUAUGGAGUGGAAUGUAUGGUGAUAUUGAAAAAGUAGGUAGUGGAAAUGCUAUAUUGAUAGUUUUAUAAUUAACAUUCGCAGGAGUGAUUGUUUUAAUGUUAGAUGAUCUUUUAUCUAAAGGACAUGGAUUAGGAAAUUCUGCAAUUUCAUUAUUUAUAGCAAUUAAUAUUUGUGAGACAUUACUUUGGAAAUCAUUUUCUCCAAUCACAUAUCCAUCAGAAAGUGGAGAAUAAUAUGAAGGAGCUAUGAUAAACUUAUUCCAUAGUCUCAUUUUUAUGCCAAAUAAAUUGCAUGCUUUAUAAAAUGCCUUUUAUAGAUCAGGACUUCCUAAUAUAAGCAAUUUAUUAUCCACUGCAGUUAUUUUCUUGGUUGUGAUUUAUUUCCAAGGAUUCAAGGUUGAUAUUUCAAUUAAAAAUAAUAGAGUAGCUGGACAAAUCUAAUCUUAUCCUAUAAAACUAUUCUACACAUCUAACAUGCCUAUUAUUUUGUAAACUGCUCUUGUAUCUAAUCUUUAUUUCUUCUCCUAAAUGCUAUAUAAGUAAUUCUCUGGAAAUUUCCUUGUUGGAUUAUUGGGAAGAUGGUAAUAAGUUGAAGCUGGUGGAAAUCACUUUGUACCUUCUGGAGGUCUAGUCUAUUAUCUUUCUCCACCAAGAGGACUUUAUGAAACUAUUAGCGAUCCUUUACAUACUAUCCUUUAUGUUGCUUUUGUACUUACUUCUUGUGCUAUCUUCUCUAAGACUUGGAUCGAAGUUUCAGGAUCUUCUGUUAGAGAUGUCGCUAAAUAAUUAAAAGAAUAAGGAAUGAGUCUUAUUGGUUCUAGAGAAGUAGGACUUAAAAAACACCUUGCUAGAUAUAUUCCUAUUGCUGCCACUUUUGGUGGUAUGUGUGUCGGUGCACUUACCAUUGUUGCUGAUUUCAUGGGAGUUAUUGGAUCAGGUACUGGUAUUUUGCUUGCUGUUAAUAUUGUUUAUGGUUACUUUGAAUAAUUCAAAAAAGAAAAAGAAUAAGGAACUUUAGAAUUUUGAGUUUUUUUUUUUUAAUAUUAUUUUUAUCUUUUUUUAAAAAUAUGUUUUUUUAAUUGUUUAAUAAAAAAAAAAGUAGAUUUUUUAUAUUUUCAUUUUAUAAUAAGAAAAAAUUAUUUUUUCCUUUAUUUUUUUUUAUUUCUGUUUUAAAUUUAAAUUUUUUAUAUAUUUUGUAAAAAAAA
This is a messenger RNA of Ichthyophthirius multifiliis, 1626 nucleotides long. Its product is annotated as sec61 transport protein, putative. Gene Ontology annotation, biological process: SRP-dependent cotranslational protein targeting to membrane, translocation; post-translational protein targeting to membrane, translocation. Lineage: Eukaryota; Ciliophora; Oligohymenophorea; Hymenostomatida. Gene Ontology annotation, cellular component: Sec61 translocon complex; membrane. The transcript is spliced from 4 exons. The record is from RefSeq and is a predicted model, not a curated record. Gene Ontology annotation, molecular function: signal sequence receptor activity; transmembrane protein transporter activity; ribosome binding.